Messenger RNA from Trichomonas vaginalis G3, 830 nucleotides. RefSeq lists its product as uncharacterized. Lineage: Eukaryota; Parabasalia; Trichomonadida; Trichomonadidae. The annotation marks the transcript as partial. The record is from RefSeq and is a predicted model, not a curated record. The transcript has a single exon.
AUGGAUAGAAGGUCUGCUAGAAUAAAAGCAGAGUUAGAAAGAUAUGGUUGGAGAGUUUCAAAGAAGUUUAAAUAUAGGAAGGGAAGACCCAUAAAAGUCUAUGACAAAUUGUCUGGUCUUCGCUAUGAAAUGGACUUAGAAACAGCACGCGCAAAUUAUCCAAACAGAUUAGAGAGGUUAGAAGAAGAACGUCUUAUGGACAUGCCUUUCGAUGUUAGUGAGCCUCAAGUUGAAGGACACGACGGCUUUGCCAGAUUCUACUGGAAACAUGACGAACAAUUGCAUCCUUUGAGAAGGAAAAAAGGAAAAGGUGAAGACGCACAUGCUCCCAUGGAAAGAACAAGAUAUGCAUAUGAAAAGUAUCGUGAAGUUAGAAGUCAAAUUACAUCUGGUCGAACCUUUACAGUAAACUUUGACGAAGGAAAGAACAAAGAAGGCUUCAUGGGUGUACUUGCUGCCAUACAAGACGGAAAUAAGAAAGGAUACAAUCUCAGACUAACCGUAACAGAUUUAGAUGGUCAUAUUUACUAUGCACAUGGCAAUGUCACAACAGCCGCACAACUUCUUGACGCUUUCAAGACUACAAAGAGAGAACAAAUGGUUGACUCCGACUCAGACAUUUUGAAUGCAAUUGAAGGAAUUGCAAGUGUAAAAUUUGAAUGGUACCAACCUAACCCUCAAGCAGUCAGACAACAUGCUGGAUACUUCCCGUUCAUAAAUAAGUCUGACAUUGACUUGACAAGGUAUGGAAUUUACAAUUCAAUUGAAACAAUUGUCAAUGAACCUUGUAUUCUUACAUGUCUCAGGAACUCUGGUCUUGUUACAGAUGA